This is a messenger RNA of Eucalyptus grandis, 898 nucleotides long. RefSeq lists its product as uncharacterized. The record is from RefSeq and is a predicted model, not a curated record. The transcript is spliced from 4 exons. Bases 72 to 662 code for a protein of 196 amino acids. Lineage: Eukaryota; Viridiplantae; Streptophyta; Magnoliopsida; Myrtales; Myrtaceae.
CAAAGCAGCCCCACUCCUCGUAGAGAGAGAGAGAGAGAGAGAGAGAGCAAGCGAUCGGUCGGUCAGUCGCGAUGAAGAAGCGAUCAUCAUCUGGCAAGCAGAAAGCGCCGCCGUCACCGAUGCCUUCGCCGUCGCUACCUCGCGAUUCUCUGCAAUCCAUCUUCAACACCAUCGCCGCCGGCGACGGCGCCGGAUCGUCGCGGAAGUCCAAAGCCAGAGGCCGCCUCCACCGCGGAAUCAACGGCGACGACACCUCCGGCCGGCCUCCGCCCCCGCCUCCGGCGAGCAAGAGCCUGACCUCGAUCAGCGAACUCAAGGGCUUCGCUUCCUCGCAGCUCGACGAUCUCAAGCGCCGCCUCGAUGACUCGCACUCCGGGAUCUCCAAGGACGUCGAGGCCUCUCGCUCCCGCCUCCACAAGCGCUUCAAGAAGCAUGCGCAGGCAAUUCAACAAGUCGCGGAUGAAGCAGACAAGGAGUAUAAGAUGAUAUCUGAGCAGAUCAAUGAAACUCGAAAAGCUAUGAAGGCGACAUUCGUGGGAUUCAUGGAUGGUGCUCAAGCCAGCACAUCUCAUGUGUGCAAAACAUCCAUCCCGGAGCUUUCGCAAUCCUUUGACAAAGCCAUCAAUGCCCUCCGCAGCCAUCUUGGAGUCUCCGCACGUUAGUUGAUAUUCAUGAACACCACUUGAUUUGCUGAACUCCAUCCUUCACUCAUGCAUUGGCCCCCUUCUUGUGUGAAUUGCUUUGACUGACUUUGAUCAUUACUGAACUCCAUACACCCAAUUGAAAGAGAUUCGUAGGUUCACUAAUUGUGACGACUAAGCCGAAGCAGCGAGAAGGCGAGCUGGAUCUAUUUGCCUAAAGGAAAUAAAUGAUACGCUCGGUUGACACAUUUCCUCCA